This is a messenger RNA of Cetraspora pellucida, 209 nucleotides long. Lineage: Eukaryota; Fungi; Glomeromycota; Glomeromycetes; Diversisporales; Gigasporaceae. The record is from the annotation of a GenBank genome assembly.
AGUUUAAAGCUACUUUUGAAAAUUCAAAAAAGGUCAAAACAGCAGCCAAUAAAAUUAAAAAACUUAUCCAAGAAUCUAAUUUGGCCUCAAGUUAUGUUUUAAAGUUUCAACAAAUCUCUAUUAGAAGUUGUCCAAGAAAAGGCAUUACUAAUUAUAAGAUUAUUAUUACAAAAGCAAUGUUAGAAAGGUCAGAAAAAAAGAAGCCUUAA